AGUAUAAUAGGUAAAAUUCAGCCAUGCAAGUUUAUGAGUUUACAGAAAAAUAAUUACACAUUUUAUUUUAUUUCAAAGUGUACCCUAAUUCAGAGGCGCAUUGGCCACGUCAUCAUAGGCAGCAUUCUGAUGGUGAAGUGCAAGAGGACGGAGAAAAUUUGCAUAUUCGAUUCAGCAUACAUCGCACUCCAGAUGAUGAUACCGUCCGAUGGCAGAAAGAUGGACAGGACAUACAGACUUCAGAUUCGGAGAAAUAUAUUUCUAUCAGCCACGGACAUGUUAAAGAAAAACAUAUAUAUUUGUAUGUUUUCAACACAACAAAUCUGGAUUCUGGGGUUUAUACAGCUUUUUGGAAAGAAGAAGGUGUAGAACUCAAGAAAGAUGUAUCAUGGAAAAAGGGGGACAAAACUUUGUAUCAGAGAAAGCGAGAUACAGAGAGAAAAAGGGAGGUAGUCGAGAUGUUGUUGAGACAGUAUGGUAACGACAUACGUAUACGUGUGACUACAAAUCAUCCACCGUCAGAAGUCACGUGGUUUAAACACGGAAAGACAAUUAGAUGUUCUGAUAAUCCAAACAAAUACCUCUCUGUAGUAGGAAAAGACGAAGAUGAUAAACAUUUCUUUCUUUACAUUUUGGAAUCUGAUCAGAAUGACUCUGGUUCCUACAAAGCCUCCUGGACGGAAGUCGAAGAUGGAAUCACCUUAAGGUGUGAAAGCUCCGAGGUCAAAAUUAGUUUAGAAGUUCUUAAACUCAUUGGACCAAACAUCAAAGUUGAAAAAGACAAGACCAUAUCACAAAGAGUUGACAAAAUGAAAAACAUAAUUUUCCCCAUUUUUCCCAAAGACAGAACUUACCACCUUGUGAUAACAAAGUGUGAAGCCUCUACAAAAAAUUGUACACUGGACACAUUCAGCAAUUUUGAAGAUAACGACAUCCGACGUCUUUUGCUCUUCGGUGUCCUUUUAAGUGAAGGCCAGAGGAUAAAAUGGAAAAACGAGGCUCACCUGAAAUUAUUAGAUGACAUAAAGAAGCUAAUGAAACAUAAACAACCAAUAUCAAUCCCUGAUUUUAAGGAUGCUGCUGAUAAAUUUUCUAGCUCAAGUUUACUAGUCGAUGAAGAAGGAGUAUCUUUUCUAAACGAAGAAAUAGAAUUGCAAACAAUGUGGGCUCUCAUGCAAAAUCACAAUACAAAAGGAACAAUUAUUUGGUUGUUUGACCAUGAGAAAAGAGACAUUGUUCUAAAGUAUCUGAGAACAUCUGAUUAUGAAAUACAAAAUGAUGAGACCUGCGUUGUUCUACCUAAAAUGCUUUGUGACGAGUUCAGAGAAUUUCUGAUUCAGCAAUUUAUUGAAGACUCUGGAGUAGGACAGAUGUCUGAAAAACACAGAUUAGACCUCCUGGAAAUGAAAAAAGAAGGAUAUGUAUUCAGUCAAAGACAGAGCACCCUAGCAGAGUGUGUCAUGUAUUAUACGUUUAUUGCUGGAGACAAGGCUCCUGACUGUUUAGGGAAGUAUUUCAGAACAUCGGGAUAUGAACCCCAGGAAAAGGAACUGUGCAUUUGCGUCCCACCAGAGUAUAAUGCAGAUCUAAUCAAAAGAAUGGAUAUAGAUAUUCUAACUCAUAAAACUAUGAGUGAUACAAAAAACCAUACAGACAUUAGUAACAUGUUGCAAAUUCCAGAGGAAGUGUUGUCAUGGAACCUUGAUCAAAGGCAAAGAUUCGUUAAACAUUUUAAAGACGGUAACAUUGAAAUGUACCGAGCUCGUGGAAUGAUCGUAGGAUGUGCGGGGGCAGGAAAGACAACUUUGCUCAGACGUUUACAACGCCGGGACAGAAACGACCUUCAGAGAGAAACGAAAACCACCAUAGGGCUUGAAGUUCAUGACAAUAUAUUCCUGAUAGACUCAGAUACACUUGAAGAUUACGUUCCCGACGAUGCUCAGCAUAAAAGCGACAAGGAAAGUCCUCCCGUCAAUUUGCACGUGGACAGGAAACUCCUAAGUAUGACGGACUUUGCUGGACAAGUCGCCUACUAUGCCUGUCAUCAGAUUUACCUCUCUAGAAGAGCCUUCUACAUACUGGUUGUCGACAUGUCCAAGGACUUAAGGGAUGUUGCUUACCAAAAAGAUCGCCAUGACCCGAUGGGAUCUUUAUUUGAAAACUGGACAUACGAAGAUUAUUUCGUGUUCUGGCUUCGAUCCAUUAAGACAUACUGUGACGACGAGAGGAUGGAAGAGAAAUACGGAGACAAAGCUGAGCCAAAUCCUGUCAUCCUUAUAGCCUCUCAUCACGACCGAUUAAAGCAGAGAGAGCAUAAAAAUUCUGAUGAUGAAUCAUACAAUUCAUUCUACGACAAACUCGAAAGUUGCUUGCCAAAGGAACACACGUUAAAAGACCAUAUCUCUAAUGAGCGUUAUUUCGAAAUUGAGUGUCCAGAGGGGAGUCUGCAUGAAGAGCAAGCAAAGGCAAUAGAAGACGUAAGAAAAUGCAUCGUUCAAACUGCAAAAAGUCUACCACAUUGGGGUGAAAAAAUACCAGUUCAAUGGUCAAUAUUUGAGCAUUAUGCCCGAUCAAAUAAAGAAAAGAAAAUUGUGGCUAUGGAGGAAUUAAAAUCUAUGGAUGAAUUCAAGUCAAUGGGUGAAAACGACAUUGAUGAUAUGCUUAGAUUUUACCAAGAGAUUGGACAGAUUAUAUAUUUCUCAGAUCAUGGUCUGAGAGAAAAUGUUAUACUGGAUGUUCAGUGGUUUGUUGAUGCAUUCAAAAAUAUUAUUACAGACCCAACACAUGCUCGCCCAUUCUGCAGAAAGGUAAAGGAAUGGAAUGUAUUCAUGAAAACCGGCAGAAUUUCCGAUUCGACGCUUCACAAAGUUUGGACGAAACAUAACAGUGAAUCCUAUAUUAUUCAAAGAGACAAAAUUAUGCCAUACAUGGAAAAACUUGGCAUUCUUGCAAAAAUUCGAACACAAACUGUCGAGAAAAUAGAACAUGGAAAGGUCCCAUCUGAUCAUCAAACAGAAUCAGUUUAUUAUAUUCCUAGUAUAAACAAAACCGACAUUACAGAAAUAUGCAAAGAGGUAAUUAGGAAAGGAAGCAAGACUCCUAUUUUAGUUUUUUCUUUCAAAACGUACCUCCCGCAUUUCUUCUUUUACAGACUUGUGGUUACGUGUUUUUCCAAAUGGGAGUCUUUAAGUGAUGACCUUUUCUGUAAAAAUCUUGCUUUUUAUAAAGAAAAAGGAGGGGAUCGGAACAUAGCUAUUGGUGUGAACAAAACCUCUAUUCACCUUCAAGUAUUUACGCCUGGUUGCGACAUUGAGCUUAGGGCAGACAAAACCAGGGCAAUCAGAAUGCACAUAGAAACCAUGAUUCAGCGACUUGCCACGACCUUUCAUCAGAAAGCUUUGUACGAAGUUGGUUAUGUGUGUAAGGAUAUGAGGAUUACUGAAGAGGAUGAAGAUUGUUUCCUAUUAGAGGAAGACGUUAAAGAACUUGAAACUAAUGAAAGAUUAUGCCCACGAUAUUAUGAAUUAAAUCACGGGGAACACAACAUAGUGCGCGAUAACCUAUUACACUACUGGUAUCAGGCUAGUGAUGCCACAAACGAGGAGUUACCUUGAUGCAAUUCACGUAAACAGUACCCUAAUAUCGGAAGAAGAAAUUACACUAACAUCUUCUUAAAUGUACUGGAUGAAAUAUGUAGAUAUGAAAAUAAAACUUUACAAGAGUGUUUCUUAGGAAGUAAAACUUUUUUUUUUGAUUUUUUUUUUUUAAUUUCUUCAUUAUACGUAUGACUCAGUAUUAUGUGUAUUCAAAAUCUUAAACUUGUCUUAACCUGAUAGUCAUAAUACAAAUAUUUACAUAAUUAAAUCUUUUUAUACAAAUGCAAUGUAGUUUUAGAAUAGGUCCAUCUAGUCUCAUUGAGUCCUAUAUAUUUUUUUUUGAAAAUUAUAUUCUUUAUUUAUUUAUUUUUUUCAUUUAAACAAAAUUGAAUAAAGCAAUAAUUGAUGAAUAUAGGAGAACAAAUGUUAAUAAUUAGUUUUAUUUAAAUCCAUGGUAAUACUUUUUGUUGAUAGGACAUCAUUUUUAAAUUUGAAGAGGUAUAAGUGUUUUUUAGACAUUUUUAGACAAUUUUCAUUGCACAAAGUAGAUAACUAUUUCCGAAUUGCUAGCAUAGCAUAGCACCGCAAAGCAUUGCGUGGAAUGAUUUUCUUUUUCAAAUAACACGUAUCUGUGAAAUAAUUGUGCAGUUGAUAUAUGUGUAGUUACAUAUUUUGAAAAUACUCUUUGUCUGUAUAUAUUUAGACAACAAAUUUCUAGUAAUGCAAGGUUUUGGUUCAAUUCUGCAACUGAUGACAGUUUUCAACCCUUUUUUGCUGUACUGUGAUUAGUGAUGUAUUUGUAAAGUAUAACCCUAGACAAAAAAAUUGAGUUUAGUUAUGAGAUUGAGAUAAAUAUUUUUAACAAACUUUUUAUUGCAGCAUUUCCGGUGAGAUUUGUAAAGGAUGAAUAUUGAUCUCAUUAAAAGACAUUUUGAAUCUCAAUGUAAUAAAUGGCAGCCAGUGAGAUUAAUAAAAGUAAACUGUA
Messenger RNA from Saccostrea cuccullata (small rock oyster), 4581 nucleotides. RefSeq lists its product as uncharacterized. Lineage: Eukaryota; Metazoa; Mollusca; Bivalvia; Ostreida; Ostreidae. The transcript is spliced from 12 exons. The record is from RefSeq and is a predicted model, not a curated record. The coding region runs from base 459 to 3614 and encodes 1051 amino acids.